AUGAUUAAAAAGGGACCAUUUCGACAAUAUAAUGUUCAUUUACCAAUUGAAUUGAAUAAAUUAACUAAAUCAGAUUUACCGUUUAUAAAUUUGCUCCUCCUAAUUUCAUUGGUUAAAUUUUAUCAAUUGUAUAAACCUGACAAAAUUGUUUUUGAUGAAAUUCAUUUCGUGUCAUAUAUUAAUAAUUAUUUCAAAGGUGAAUUCUUUGUCGAUGUUCAUCCACCAUUAGGUAAACUAAUAUAUUAUUACAUUGCAAAAUUAGCUGGUUAUAAUGGAGAAAUGGAUGGGUUCGGAGUUAUAGGUGAUUCAUUUGGAACAUUUCCUUAUUUACUACUUCGUUCGUUUAGCUCAAUUAUAAGUGUUGUUACUGUGCUCAUUAGUUAUUUGAUAUUUAGGUUUUAUACUUGCCCAUUAAAGAGCUUUUUAUUUUGUUUGUUUGUCAUUUUUGAAAAUUCAAUAUUUACAAAUUCGAGAUUUAUUAUGUUGGAUUCUAUGUUGUUAUUUGGACAAGCAUUGAUUAUCUACACCUAUAAGAAAAUAGACUCAAAGCAGGUUUUUAGUAGUGGUUGGUAUAAAUGGUUGUUAUUCCUCGGUUUAUCAAUUGGAUAUACUAUUUCAAUUAAAUUAAGUGGAUUAUUUACUUGGAUUUGGGUAGGCUCUUUAUUAUUAUUCAAUUUUUGGAACAGUAUUUUAACUGAUUUAACUAUUUCCACUUAUCAAUGUUUUAAAUAUGCAAUAGUGGUAUUUUUCAAUAUUAUACUCAUUCCAUUACUGAUUUACUGUCUAAUUUUCCAUCUUCAUUUUAAUAUUUUAACAAAUCAAGGUAAUUCAAUAUUAUUAAGUUCACAAUUCAAAUCUACUUUUCAAGAUUAUACUCCACAACCACUUGAUGUACUUUAUGGUUCUACAAUCACGUUAAAACAUCUAAACACUGAAAGAUAUCUUCAUUCACAUAAAUUAACUUACCCAGGUGGUUCAAAUUUACAACAAGUUACAUUAUAUGAAUUUGAAGAUGAUCAAAAUGAAUGGAUUGUUGAAAAUAAAUCUAAAUUUAAUGAAUUUAAAUUAAUGAAUCGUACACAACAAGUUAAAGAUGGAGAUAUUGUUAGAUUAUAUCACAAAAGUACUGGUAAAUAUUUACAUGUGAAUAAAGAUAUACGUCCACCAAUUUCAGAAAAAGAAUAUAAUCAUGAAGUGAAUUGUAAUUCCACAAGAGGAUUAUUAGGUGAUGAAGAAUAUGAAUUUAGAUUAAGAAUAGUUGGAAAAUCAAAAAGUUCAAAAAAUCAAUUACCAUUAAUUAAAUUAAGAACAUCAGAGACUAUUUUUCAAUUAGUUCAUCGUCAUUCCAAAAAAUGUGUAUUAUAUGGUCAUGAUACAAGAUUACCCCAAUGGGGAGAAAAUCAAAAUGAAGUUUUAUGUGUUGAAGAACCUACUAUUCCAAAUAGUUUGUGGUACAUUGAGACUAAUGAACAUCCAUUAUUACAAGGGACGGAUAAAAUUGUUGAGUUUAAUAAAAUGACUAUAUUUGAAAAACUUUAUCAUUUACAUAAAACAAUGUUUAAAUUGAAUUCAUCAUUUACUUUAAAAAAUCCAAAUAGUUCAAGUCCUACAACUUGGCCAUUAUCAAUAAAGGGAUUAUUAAUGUUUAAUGAGGUAGAUUUAGAAGAUCAAACACAAAUUUAUUAUAUGGGAAAUUUACCAAUUUAUACUUUUGGAAUUACAUUAGUUAUAUUAUCAAUUAUAAAGAACCUUUAUAUUUUCUUCAGGUACAAUUUUAACUCAUACACAGAAAACAAAGACAUUCAUUAUGAUUAUUUAUUAGGUUUCUUAAUCAAUUACAUUCCUUAUUUUUACAUGAAUCGAAAUUUAUAUUUACAUCAUUAUUUACCAUCAGUAUACUUUAUAAUACUAUUGAUAUCAAAUUAUUUUAACUCCAAAAACUUGUUCAAGAAUGUUAUAUUUGGCAUGUUAUUAAUCAGUUCCGUUUAUUGGUUUUACACAUAUUCAUUUUUGAUAUUUGGAUGGAACGGUAUAACAUUUGACACUUGCAAAUCACUAAAACUUUUCAAAUCUUGGUCAUUCAAUUGUAGUACAUAUUUAUAG
Molecule: messenger RNA, 2103 nt
Organism: Insectozyma verbasci
Lineage: Eukaryota; Fungi; Ascomycota; Pichiomycetes; Serinales; Debaryomycetaceae
Source: the annotation of a GenBank genome assembly